Dicentrarchus labrax (European seabass) is the source of this 1701-nucleotide messenger RNA. It is a transcript of the gene fah, whose product is annotated as fumarylacetoacetate hydrolase (fumarylacetoacetase). NCBI's taxonomy places the organism in Eukaryota, Metazoa, Chordata, Actinopteri, Moronidae. The transcript has 14 exons. Gene Ontology annotation, biological process: L-phenylalanine catabolic process; L-tyrosine catabolic process; homogentisate catabolic process. The record is from RefSeq and is a predicted model, not a curated record. Bases 149 to 1405 code for a protein of 418 amino acids. Gene Ontology annotation, molecular function: fumarylacetoacetase activity.
AUGCUAUAGACAGCAUGCCAUUGGCUGUGCAGCGGGAGGUGGGCCUGUCCAGAGUUAAACAUCUGGAAGUGCUUGCUGCUGCUGCUGCUGCUGCUCAGACUCUCUGUAACUCAGUCAGGUUGAGUGGAAUCCCACUGCAGAAGAGAAGAUGUCGUUCAUAAAAGUAGAUGCAACGUCUGAUUUCUCCUUCCACAACCUCCCAUAUGGAAUAUUCUCCACACCUGAUAAUGUCAAGCAUCGCAUCGGUGUUGCCAUUGGAGACCAGAUACUGGACCUGAGUGUGAUCUUGUCUUUGUUCCGAGGGCCUGUGAUGUCCAAACACCAGGAUGUCUUCGACCAGCCCACACUGAAUGCUUUCAUGGAUCUUGGUUAUGAGGCCUGGAGGGAGACCAGGAAGACCUUGCAAUUGUUGCUGUCAGCCAAUGAGAGCACGCUGAGAGAUGAUGUCAGCCUCCGGAGCAGAGCGUUUGUCCACCAGAGUGCAGCCACCAUGCACCUGCCUGCAGACAUCGGCGAUUACACCGACUUCUACUCCUCCAGAGAUCACGCCACCAACGUUGGCAUCAUGUUCCGCGGGAAGGAGAAUGCUCUGAUGCCAAACUGGCUGAGGCUCCCAGUGGGAUACCAUGGUAGAGCAUCAUCAGUGGUUGUUUCUGGGACGCCCAUUCGCCGCCCCUCAGGCCAGAUGAGACCUGACCAGACGAGACCUCCAGUGUUUGGCCACUCGAAGCAGUUGGACAUUGAGCUGGAGAUGGCCUUCUUUGUUGGGAGACGGACUCAGCUGGGGGAGCCAAUUCCCAUCAAUAAAGCCCACGAGCACAUUUUUGGCAUGGUGCUCAUGAACGACUGGAGCGCCAGGGACAUCCAGGCAUGGGAGUACGUUCCUCUGGGCCCUUUCCUGGGGAAGAACUUCGGGACAACCAUCUCACCCUGGGUGGUCCCCAUGGAGGCACUGUUACCCUUUGCACAGCCCAACACCCUCCAGGAUCCGGAGCCCCUCCCCUACCUGCAGCACCAGGAUGCUUACACGUUCAACAUUAACUUGUUUGUGUCACUAAAAGGACAGGACAUGGCUGAGGCAGCAACCAUCUGCAGGUCUAACUUUAAGUACAUGUACUGGACCAUGAAGCAGCAGCUCGCCCAUCACACAGUCAACGGCUGCAACGUCAGACCGGGAGACCUGCUGGCUUCUGGUACCAUCAGUGGACCUGAUCCAGAGAGUUUUGGCUCCAUGCUGGAGCUGUCGUGGAGGGGAUCAAAGAACAUCGAUCUGGGAGGCGGAGAAACCAGAACCUUCCUGAAGGAUGGAGAUGAAGUCACCAUCACAGGUUACUGUGAAGGAGAUGGAUACAGGGUGGGAUUCGGACCCUGUGUGGGGACCAUCCUCCCUGCCCUGCAGCACUGAAACACACUUACAGUACUGUUACAUAGUGUUUAUGUGAGCAUGGAUAGUGGAAGCUUUGACGUUCACUCUCCAUGAAUGAAGACGAGUGUUGAGCCUUUCUCAGAUUCAGCUGAUGCGGUCUCAGAGCUCUGUUGUUGUGCAGUUUUAUGGCCUUGUUAUUAACAUCCUCUGCAAUAUUCAUCCUGCAGAGGGAUUCUCCCACAUCACGUCACAGCGUUACUGUUGUACCAGGAUCAGUAUUAUUGAUGUUUUAUGUGUGUCGGCUCCUGAUUUAUAAUAAAAACAUCAAUUUUUAA